CACGUCACAAUGAAUUUUCGGGCUGGCUAGCCCGUAGAGGGGACGUACUCGCAUGAACAUCAUCGGCGAGAAACCUCUUUGAGACACGGUGGUGGUUAACGAGGUGACGAGUCAUGUCACACACACCAUCGAAGAGCGCGAGUCCAGCCGGCAGCCGGGGUAGCCCUAGCAGCCCGAGCACGCCACGUGGAGGCCGUCUCCGCGAUAGGGUCAACUUCUUCAUCGAGCUGUUCGAGGAUAAGGAGGCUAGACGAAAUGCCGGACAAUUUAGAUCGCCGACGAAUCCCAGACCUUCGUCCGGACCUUCUUCGCGACCAUCCUCCAGAGCCAGCGAUUCGUCGUUCGAGGAGAGCUUCGAACGAUUGGUGGAAGAAGGUGAAUUGAACGGUUCGAAGGUGGUCAAAUUUGAGAAGAUCACGAUGCGAAAGAGCGUGAAAGAGAUCGGCAGCGGUGUGUCUAGCUCGCAACAACGAGCUUUACUCGCGGAAUCGAGCAGAACACCGAGCGAGGAACACGCCCUCGAGGACUCGGCUUAUCAGAGUCAUAGCCACGGUGCUCCGAAUUAUGGGAGUAAAUCCAGCUCGGUCACGUCGUUCACGAGAUUUCCAUCCGAAGAGAGUUUGUCGCAUAAGAAGGGCAGUAGCCCUCAGCAUCAUCUGGGUCUGGACGAUCGAACGCCGUCCGAGUGGUACGCGGAAUAUCGUACUCAGAGCUUCCAGAACGUCGCCACCAGGAUCGAAUAUGUGCGCAGUAAGAGCGAGUACGAUGCACACAUCGCCGAAAUUAAAGACGAACAAGAACGAGUACAGAAGAAAACUUUUGUCAACUGGAUCAAUUCUUACCUUUCUAAGAGAAGUCCACCGCUUCGAGUGGACGAUUUGAUCGAGGACCUCAAAGAUGGUACCCGCCUACUCGCAUUGCUUGAAGUUUUGUCCGGCGAGAAGCUGCCGGUGGAAAGGGGCCGAAACCUGAAGAGACCGCAUUUUCUUAGCAACGCAAACACAGCGCUUCAAUUCUUACAGAGCAAAAAGAUCAAGCUAGUGAACAUAAAUUCGUCCGAUUUGGUAGACGGACGACCGCCCGUAGUGUUGGGCCUGAUAUGGACCAUCAUUCUUUACUUCCAGCUACGAUCGAAGGAUCGAAGGAAGAUCGAGGAAAAUACCAGAGCUUUGGAAUACCUUGGACAUACGUGGGGUAGUCAGAGCAGUUUAGAGAGUCUUAGUACCCAAGGAUCCGCGACCAGCGAGAGGAAACGCAUCAGUAGCGAGAAAUGGAAACAGGGAGCGAGGAAGACACUGCUUCAGUGGGUCACCAACGCUCUGCCAAAGGACAUCCAAGUGCGCGACUUCGGCGAAAGCUGGCGUGACGGCAACGCCUUCCUGGCCAUCAUCGACGCUAUCAAGGCGAACUUGGUGAACAUCGCGGCCAUGAGAGAAGCAACGAACAGAGCUCGUCUAGCAACGGCGUUCGACGUGGCCGAAUCCGAGCUGGGUAUCGCCAGACUUCUCGAUCCCGAGGACGUCGACGUUCCCCAACCCGAUGAAAAAUCAAUCAUGACAUACGUGGCUCAGUUUUUACACAAAUAUCCGGAGCCAGGAUCCGCCGCUUCCGAUUCGUUCGCGGCCGUACAGCAGGAGUAUGAUAAUCUGCUUGGUUGGUUGUACGAAAGGCUGAAAUACCUGGAACAGAUGGGUAGCUCCCCGUUGAGUUAUGAUGAGUACGCCGCGUUGAAAGCAGAAGUCGAGCAACAGAGGGUUGUGUACAAUAAGCUACAGCGUCUCGUCGAGACGCCUAGCAUGAUCAGCAUCACGCGGGACUCGUGGAAGCACGUGCAAGAUCUGUGGAAGACCCUGGAGAUGCUGAUGUUACGCUGGCUCUGGCUCCUAGACUCCUAUUUGCCAGGUGAAUUAGGAGUCGUGGGAAGAUGGUUGUGUCGCGCAGAGGAUCUUCUGCUAUCCGACAACGACAUCCCCGAGGAAAUGACAGAAGAAACCGCCAACAUAAUCUCGAAUAAGCUCGAGGAGCACAAAAAGUUUUUCCUCGAUCUUCCGUCCAUGACGGAACGAUUUCAAGCGGCGAGAAGUAGCGAGGCCGCGUUGAAAGUACAUCCUCAACAACUGAACGAAAUGGCGACCCGAUUGGAUAGUCUGGCGAGUCGCGCCGCCAAACGUAGAAUCCGACUAAAGUUCCUGGAGCAUAAGUGCUGCCUUAUUGCUUUCUUGUUCCUAGUUGAAACGAAGUUGAAGAGUUGGAGCGUGAAAUACGAUACCGAAGAGAGUGUGCACCAGAUGUUGGAGCAAUAUAGAAACUUCGUAUCGCGAAACAGAAUUUUCCAGGAGUUCCAGAAAGCCUACCUGGACAUGCAACAAGUCGUCGAGGACUACAAACGCGAAGGUGACGUAGACACUGAAGAAAGAGCGAGCAUCGAUCGUUUCAUGCGAGAGACCAGCGACAAGUGGAAAAGCGUGUCCAUGGAUCUGCGUUGCGUGCAAAGCAUGCUUGAGGAAGUGGUAGCAUAUUGGCGUCGCUGGAACAUAAUCUCCGAUGAGUUCGUGACUUGGUUGAACCGUGCUGAACCUGCCUUGAACCUUCCCGAAGAGGACAAAAUGGAAUUCUUCCAAGAUAUAAGCGUGUGGAAAGACAAACACCAACAAUUGUCAGACACAGUGACGUUCUUAAUCGCCACAUCCGACGAACCAGUCGCCUUGCAAUUGAAGCAACGUUACACGAGUCUCGCUUCUAGAUGGGACUCGCUGUUCCAGGAAGCGAAGCAGUACAUGCACGCUGGAGACGUGAUACGAAAUAGAAAAGACUACAGACAGGGCGUGGAAACUUUACAAAAGUGGUUGAGAAACGUUGAAUUGGCGUUGUCAGCUACCGAUCUAACCUCAACCGAGAAGAUCAAGGCCUACGGUGAGAAGCUGCAAGUCUUCCAUAAUGAAGUAGAAGGAAUCGAAGAUCUUUUCAAGAGUAUCAGCAAAAAAUUCCAGUCACUUAUUCAAGAUUUAUCUCGAGACGAAGUAGACAAAAUGAUGAACACCCUGAAGAAAGAGAAGGAGGCGUUGGUCAAAGUACGAGCCUUAAUACCGAUGCAAUUGCAUCUGUACCAUCAACUUCUGGUUCAGCAAGAAUCUCUAGAAGCUGGCCAGAAGGAAAUAGCUGCCUGGUUGGACGAAGCAGAGAGAAUGUUGACCAAUGUCGACUUAUCAGGUGGUAGAGAGCAUAUCUUGGCUCAGUUAGAGCGGCAUAAAGCCUUCUUCUCUAGAACUCUCUACUAUAAAUCCAUGCUGGAGUCUAAGAACAAAGUAUUCUCCAGUAUAGUGAAGUCUGUGGACAGUCACGCGGAUGUAGCUACUGCAGAAGGUGGCAGAACCCUGAGAGAGUUGAACGAACGGUUCAAUCGAGUGUCUCAAGCGGCUCAGGCAUUGGAACAACGGCUUCAGGAAGCUGUUAGAUGCUGGGCCAGGUUCAAAGAAUGCGAACGACAGGUCUGUGAGUGGCUGUCGGUCGCUGAAACCAUGAUGAAUGACAAACAUACCGAUAAUAGACGAUCUAUAGAGUAUCACAAGAACUUCUUUAGCAAUGUAAAUGAGAAGUGGAUCCAAGACUUUGUGAACGCUGGACAAGACUUGAAGAAUAUUCUGCCCGUUGAGAAGCAAGCUCCUAUUUUGGAAGCUGUCGAAUCGCUUCAGAAACGUUGGAAGGAGGUGUUGACGUUCGCUCCUCUUCAUUUAAUGAGACUCGAGUUUCGCCUGGAUGAAACCACGUUCCUGCAGUACCUGAAGGAGAUCGAGGUGGAGGUGAAUUCGGAACAGCAGGCUUUGAUGAAGAAUGACAAUGUCGAGAAUAUACUGCAGAGGAAUAAAGAGUUUUUCGUGAACCGUGGUACAGUUCUGGAAGUAGAGAAGUGCCUGCAGACUUUGAAGAAGAUCAGCAAUGCUUAUAGCCAGCUGAUACCUAACGAUACCAGUUUGUCUGAGGCUGCACAACAUGCUGAACGCCUGUGGAAGGAUUCCGCUCAGAGAGUGGAACGUUUGAGGGAACAAUUGAAACAAGUGCCUGAGCAGUGGGCUGCCUAUAAGAAAAAAUUUGACGAGAUGGUACGAUGGAUGGACCAUGUAGACAGUAAUCUGGCGACUAUUCUGCACGAGGUGAAUACGCUGGAGGAAUUCGAAACAGAAAAAACGGUAUUCCAGGUUCAAAUGUUAACGAAAAUAUGUAGAGAAGCAGACAGCAAGAGGGAAGAGAUGAAAUGGCUGGUCCAAACCUUGGAUAGCCUGACUUCCAAUCGUUCAGAUCACGAAGCCCUUUCAGAGCAGAACCGUUUGGAACAGUUGAUUACUCGUUAUAAGAACCUCAUACCAACCAUAGAAAUCACCAUGACGAAAACCGAUAUCUAUUCGAAAAGCUACACGUACAGAAAAGAAGUGCGCGAGGUGUGCACUCUUUUGCACAAGGUCAAAGAUCAAUCGAAGGUGGACGUAGUGUCUGAAAUUCCGGAGACCUUGCAGACCGCGGUUACUCAUCAGGAAAGCCGUUUGAACCAGUUGGAACAACAGAGAUCAAAUAUCGUGAGCAUGCUUCAACGUGGUAAAGAUCUUUUGAAAGACCAACACGCGCCUCCAUUUGUGUCCUUGGAGGUUCAGCAAUUAGAAUCAAGCUGGAAUGAUACUUAUGGUCAGAGCGUGGAGACCUUGAAGUCUCUGAAGAGCUCGCAGAAGUUGUGGAAUACUUACCUGCAACAGAAAGAGGAGAUCAUGAGAUUAAUCGAGCAAGCUGAGGAAGAAUUGAGAAAAAUCGAGUCGACUACCUAUUACGAAGCAUCCCAGGUAUCAUCCGACCUUCAGAGUAAGCAGGACUUUAGCUCCACAUUGAGAAAAUCCACCGAAGAGAUGAUGAAGAAGCUGCAAGAGACGUACAGUCAUUUGACAGAGAUUGCACCACCUGAAAGAAAGGAAGUACUGAAGAAAGAGAUCACUCAAACUGAGAAACGAGUGGAGACUACCCUGAAGACCGUGCAGGAGAAGGUUGUCUAUCUGCAGGAGCAUAGUACCAGGUGGAACAAGUUCCAGGCGAAAUUGAACGAGUUACAAUUAUGGACGCAACAAAGUGCGCCUCAAUCGAUUGCAGAUGCGGAAAACUUGGCGACCACUCCCGAAGAAAUGGUUUAUAGAACUGAGAUCUUGCAGAAAGAUAUUCAGGAGAGAAGCAGGACGUUGAAAUUCCUCGAGGAGGAAUCGGAGAAACUGGUGAAAGGUGAAACUGGCGGUCCAGGAAAGCAGCUGCGCGCUGACAUUAUAAGCCUCGAGAAGAGCAUCGAAACUCUUCAAAAGAGUAUCGUAGCCCAACGUCAAACCGCUGUGCAGAACCUGGAGACUUGGAAAGAGUACGAGAAAGGAAUCAAAGAAUUGAAACCUUGGAUCGAAGAAGCCGAGUCAAAGGCAGCCACCAUAGGCAGCAAACCUACGACUCUGCCGCAAGCAGCUCAAAUGUUAGAAACCACCAGAGCAUUCGAAACACGAUGUCAACAGCACUUCCCUCAAAUUCAAGAUUUAUCCUUGGUCAGCCAGCGAAUAUCAGGAAAAACAUCAGCCUCCGACGAAGUGGACGCUGUUCACACUCGUUGGAACGCGGUACACGAUAUAGCAGUCCAAACAAGCACGAAAUUAGACAAGCUGGUCACUUCGUGGAACAGCUUUGAAUCCGAGAUCAAAGAAUUUAACGAAUGGUUAGAAAAAUCCGAGAGAACCGUUCUCAUAGAACCAAACACCGAAACACCGGAGGUAUCAGUCUUAGAAAAAGAGCUGACUCGAUUGAAGGACUUCAACAAGACUAUAUCCGAUCAUCAAGCUCAAUUGAUAUCGUUGACCCAAGUGUCUGAUCAUAUCAGUCACGGUUUAUCUUUGGAAGGAGCGACCAACUUGAAAGCUCGUGUAUCAGACAUCAAAUCCAGAGUCAGUAAGCUGGCUGACACGGUCAGAUUGCAGAUCAAUCGCGUCUCUGAUUCUCUGUUAGCUCGCCAGGAAUUCCAGAUGAAGAUCACCGAUCUGGAGAACUGGAUGUCACGACUGAGAUCGAACGUCGCUGAGAUCAGCGAUGCGACUGUUGACACCGUUGAUACCAAUCUUCAGGCUGUGCACGCGUACAUUCAGGAACACUCCGAGAAACAGCCCAGUUUGGAAGCUAUCUGCGAAGAAGUAAAGGUGAUAUGUCCUAAAGGAUCCAUAAAAGCUAAAGCUGCUUUGGUCGACACUUAUGUAGAUCUAGAGAAGAAGUAUAAAGCAUUAGGCGACGACUUGCAACAGAAGAAGAAGGGAUUGGAGAAAUGGAUAGAAAUGUUGAGUUGGUUGAACGACGCCAAUGCUCAGUUGAGUCAUUGUAAAUACGAAGCUGAGGCUAGAAAACCUACUAUAGCUGAUUUGGAGAGAUUCUCCUCGGAAUUGCAGACUAUAUACGAGAAGAUAGACACCUGGAAACAACAUGUUUUACCUGACACUGCCAUUGGAAUUCAGAUCAGGGACAAACAGGGCAAACCUCUGUCCGCAUCGGGUUUGUUAAACGAUUUAGAGAACAAAGCCUUAGCUCUACAGAACGAGAUAUCCGCGAAACGUGACAGGCUAGAGAAUCUUGGCGCCAGGUGGAACAAUUUCAGAACGCUUCAACAAACUAUCACGGAGAAGAUAUUGAACACUCAAACUGCUCUUCAAGAGACGGUUUACAACGUCGACUCUUGCAAACAGUUGGCUCCUGCCGUGGAGACGAUUGAUCGAUUAAUCGAAGAGCAUCAGAAGAGAGAACAGGAGAAAGAGAUUCUUCAUUUUGAAGGAAGUUCCUUGAUGAAAGAGGACCAGAGAUCGACGACCAAUAUUCAAGUUGUUUUAUCUUCUGUGGAUGCUAAUUGGGAGAAGGUUAACGAGCUUCUUCGAGAGCAAAGGAAGAAAUACGCUGACAUGAACACCGACUGGAAAGAUUACGAAGAAGCUAAAGAGAAAGUGGAAAAAUCUAUCAAAGAAGCGACCAGCUUGUAUCAAUCGGUGAAAGGAGUUUCUUAUGACGUUACUCAAGCGAAUAUCACGUUGGAGAAGCACAAGAAAGCUUUGGAAAUGCUGAAGAAAGGCAGACAUUUCUUGGACAAAAUGGAUUCUAAGGCGCAACAGUUGACGAAGGAAGCUUCUUUAAUGCCUAGAUUCAAUUCUGAUCUAAUCGAAAAUGACUUAACCGAUGUCCGACAGCGAUACCAAGAUACUUUUAACGAUAUCAGUGAAAAACUGCAAACUUACGAGACUCAGGUAAUCAUCUGGAAACAAAUAGAAGAAUCGAAAUCUGAACUUAUCAAGUGGCUCAAUAAUACCAACGACGCUUUGACCACUGCGUUUGAGCGUUUAAUGGACGCAGAAAAUUGUCAAGCCAGGUUAAUUAGAUACAGAGAGGAGUUGCCUGGUUAUCAACAAUUGUAUCAGAACAUCGUCACCAAAAUUGAACAAUUAGUGAAAUCGAACAACGAUACCGAUAUUCCUACUUUGAGUUCUCUCCAUAAAUUGUUGGACGAUCAGUUCAAGGUGGUUAAAAGUUCGGCGGAUAAACUGGAAUCUUUGACGUGUACGUUAAACGAAAGGGAAAGAGCGAUUAGACAGGAGCUGAAGAGAUGCGGUGACGCAAUAUCGAAAAUUCGCGAAGACAUUAUCAAAUGCGACGAUUUGACCGGCGAAAACACCAAGAUUCUUGGUCGUAUCAAUAAAUGUCAGGAAUUAAAAACAGAAUUGGAAGAAUGUGAUUACGCUCUGUCUAAAGUUGAAGAAACACUGACGAAGAUGUCUACGGAGUAUCCCAGCAUCUCCAAGUCCAGUUUGCCAAAGGAACUGCAGGCUCUUCAGCUUCGAAGAGAUGGUGUGGCCAGCCAUGCUAAUAAAGUGAUAGCGACGUUGGUAGCCUUCUUAACUAAAUUAUACCACGAAAAAUUCAGCGCUCUUCAACGUAUGGUAGCGACGCUUAAAGAAAAAGUAGCUUGGUGCGAACCUGAACAAAGUAGCGAUCGUUACAAUCUAGAAGUGAAAAUGGCGUCUCUGAUGGACGUGGAAGCUGGAAUCGCCGAUUGCACCGCUAGAAAAGAAGACACUGACAACUCCUUGAAGCUUCUAGCAUCUGUCGAAAGCGCCGAAACGAUGACCGGCUUAAAAACGGAACGUGACAAGGUGGAGAGUGACUUGGAAUCCCUGAAGAGUAGUUACAAUAAGAUCAAGAAUGAUCUAGAAAGAAACAUCGCUCUAUGGCAACGUUACGAACUUACAUCAGAGAAUGUUUUGUCCUGGUUGAAGGAGAACGAGAACAGAAUCAGAGCCGAAGCUUCUGCGUUACUUAAUUUAGACGAUAUCGAACAGAAAAUUGCGGAAAUGACUCAAGUACAGAAGGCAGUGAUGGAGUAUCAAAGCGAACUGAAAGAUCUGACUGCUCUGGCUGAGGACAUCACCAGAGUUAGUUCUGAAUCUCGAGUGAAUCAAUACAUCAGCCAUCUUAAUACACGUUACGAUUACGUGUUGAAGUUCCUGGCGCAACAUUUGGACAGGCUUAAAGAGUUAAAAGAGAACAGGGAUCAGUAUGUUGCCAAUAAGAAGAAACUCGAAGCUUGGAUCGAAAAUGCUGAAAAAACUUUGAAAGCCUUCGACGAGAUCACCGGACCAAAGCCUAUAACUUUCUAUCAGUCGCGCUUGAAAGAACUGAAAGCUUUCGCCGAAGGACGUGAAGUUGGACAAGCCAUAUUAAACAAAACAGCGGAAGCUGGCGAAACUUUGUUCGCUAGGGUCACACCGGACCAGAGAGAAAUGAUCAGGACCGAGUUGAGAAACUUCCGUAACCGCGUGGACGCAAUGGCGGACCGUGCUAACGUGAUUUAUAAAAGAAUAGAGAGCGACAUGAUGCACAGGUCUUCGUUCGAGGAUAAAUUCUCUCAAGUGAAACAAUGGCUGGUUGAUGCACAGAAUAAAUUAGGAGAGAAACAGGAAUUACUACCAACGUUACAAGAGAAGAAGCUGACCCUUCACCUAUAUAGAGCUGUAGCACAAGAUGUUAGCGUGCACAAGAAUAUUCUUCAACAGCUCCAAGAUAGAUUAAGCUCAGCUCCGGAUGACGAUGCUAGUGAAAUGUUGAGCAACGUGAUCGAAGCCCAUGAAAAACUGUCUAAUGAAGUCGAAGGACGAAUUAAUAUAGCGGAGAAAUACGUUUCUAACCAUGAAGCGUAUCUUCAGACGUUCGAGAAGACUCGGGAUUGGAUCAACACGGUAAUCAACGAGGGAACACCUAUAAUCGAGGACUUUUCGGUGGAACGAGACACGGCAGAGACUAAAAUCACUGCCAUCGAGAAUCUUCUUCAACUGAAAGCGGAAGGGGAUCGAACUCUGACCGACUGUAACGAACAAUUGAAUAUCGUUCUUGAACAAACUUCUCUACCAGGUCAUCCAGCUUUGUUGUCUAACUUUGAGCAACAGAAAAAGAUAUGGGAAGAUUUCCUGAAGAGAUCCAUAGCCUCUAGAGACAAGUUGAGGCAUAUGUUCGACCAGUGGUCCGAAUUUGAGAAGAUCGUGGAAGACUUGGAGGCCUGGAUCAAGCAGAUGGAGACACAAUUGAAGGAUCAAAGUUUGAAGAGUACAGAGGAGGCAAAGAGGGCUCAUUUACAGAAGCUAAAGUCCUUGGAAGAGAGCAUUAUCGCGAAAGGAGCUGAAUUUAACGCUGCCAUUGAGAAGAGUCAAAGUAUCGAGGCUGAAGCAGACCUGGCCACUAGAGCUUCCAGACAAUCUACCAAGUAUCAGGCUAUCAAGAACCAAAUAAAAGAAACCGUGAUGCGGUACGAACAGUUCGUAAAGGAGCACAAUACCUUCAACGUGAAAUACAAUCAAUUAUUGCAAUGGAUCACGGACAUUCAAUCGGAAUUGAAGAAACACAGCGAAAUCGUGGGCGAUUUAUCCGUGUUGCAAAGUAGACAGAAGCUGAUUCGUGACCUUGGUGAUACAAGAACGAAGGAGAACGCUAGAUUCGAGUCUGUCGUGGACCUUGGAGAGAAAUUAUAUAUUCAUACGUCUCCCGAUGGUAGAGAGAUUAUCAGACAACAACUGAGAAACUUGAGAACUCUGUGGGAUGGAUUCACCGAAGAUUUGCAAAGCACUACGCAGAAAUUGGACCAGUGCCUGAUGCAAUUCGCCGAGUUCUCCUUGUCCCACGAGCAAUUGACUGCCUGGCUUCGAGACGUGGAACGUGCCAUGCAUCAACAUACAGAAUUAAAGUGUACCUUGGAAGAAAAACGAGCACAGUUACAGAAUCAUAAGAUUAUGCACCAAGAAAUUAUGUCUCAUCAGUCCCUGGUAGAGUCUGUUUGCGAUAAAGCUCAGCAGUUGGUGGAUCAGACCAAAGACACUUCUCUCAAUGUCUUUCUACCUUCUAUUAAACAAUUGUUCCAUAACAUCGUGGCGAAAUCGAAAGAUUUGUUGGAAAAUUUGGAAGAUUGCGUGGAGAAACAUCAUAGAUUUAACCUGCAAGUGAAGAACUUCUCCGACUGGUUGAAUGGCGAAAGAGACAAGCUCGCAGAAUGCAACGAUGUCACUGGAGAAAGGACAGAUAUUUGUAGAAGAUUAGCUACUCUGGCGACGUUGAAGGACGAUCAGAUGCAGGGAACGGAACAGCUUGGAAAGUUGAAGGAACUUAGUGAUACAGUUGUUAAAAGAACCGCGCCGAAAGGAUGGGACGCCAUUAAUAAAGAGAUCACCGUUUUGGAAAGCAACCUUCGUCAAUAUUUGAGCGAAAUAGAAUCUGUGGAAGAGAAGCAAAAGACAGCUCUUCAGAAAUGGCAAGACUUUGAAGACAAAUUGGAAACGCAUACAAAAUGGUUCAGCACGAUGGAAGCUGCCUUCAGAGACCAACAAUUGCAACCUACUUUGCAGGACAAGGAGGCUCGUUUGAAAGUUCUGAAAGAGAAGCGUGACGCGAUAUUGAAGGAAGAAUCGAAUAUCGACGAGUUCGUUGACAAGUCGCAUAGUCUACUACAUGCGAGCGGCGUUGAACGUAUCAAACCCAUGAUCUCGCAAAUUAGCAAUAGAUACCAACUAUUGCACGGGCUUAGUAAAGAAGUAGUGACAAGAUGUCAGAGUAUUCUAGACGAUCAUCGGGCUUAUGAAGAGAAACUGAAGGUUGUGGAUGCAUGGCUGACUCAAUUGGAACAAAGUUUAGCCAGUCUGAAGAAGGACGAGGCAGGCGGAAAUCUCGAAGAGAGAGUCUCUCGCUUACAGAUAUUGUUAGCUGAGAAAGAGCAAGGUGAACAUCGAUUGGGAAGCUUGAUAUCGUUUGGGGAGAGGAUCCUUGCUGACACAUCUGCCCAGGGAAGGGAACUUAUCCGUCACGAACUAAGGCAGGCUCGAGAACGAUGGGAUAAAUUUGUAGAAGGCAUAGAUGAGCAACAGAAGAAACAGGAUGCUCAGUCUUUGCAAUGGACCAAUUAUCAGGAAACUUUGCAACAGAUUUUGGCUUGGUUAGACACUAUGGAGAGAUCUGUGAAACAGGACUCGACGAUCACGUGGUCUUCUCUUCAGGAAAUUAAAUCCAAGUUGUUGAAGAGCAAGGCAAUGCACCAGGAAAUUCUGGCAUACAAACGCAUCAUCGAGGGUGUCUCUGAAAAGGCAAAUGCACUGACGUACGCAGUCCAAGCGCCAUCAGACGCUCAACAGAAAGCUGCUUCGGUUUCUGGAAGAUACGAGGACUUGGUUGAAAUGUCACAAAAGAACAUAGUCAACUUAGAGACACUCCUAGACACGUUCCAACAGUUUUACGAUCUUCAGAAAUCCUAUCAAGACUAUCAGAAACAACAAUGGGAACAAUUGACCAAUUACAGCGACUACACGGGCAAUAAAGCUGCCCUUCAAGCUCAACUGGCCAAGAUCAUGGAGCUUCAAGAUGGCCAGAGGGAAGGAGAAUUAAAAUUGGAUAUUCUUAGCGAACAUGUGGCUCAGAGUGCAUCCAACUUAUCACCUAGAUCGUUAGAAUCUAUGGAAAGAGACCUGGCUUCGUUGAGAUUCGAGCAUAAGAAAUUCGCCAUUACAGUAAACGACAUUAUUCGAUGCAUCGAGGAGAGGAUCCAGCAAUGGAGCGAGUACGAAAAUUCUUUGGAACGUUUAUUAGCUUGGUUGGCGGAUGCAGAGUCGUCCUUGAAGAAUUACUCCCUAAAGAACUCUCUUGAAGAGAAACAAGAACAACUGGAGAAAUACCAGGCACUGCAAAAAACCGCCUUAUCGUGGGACACGGAAGUGACGGAACUGGUGGCCCUAGGAGACCACCUGGACCAAAUGUUGAUCGUGAAUCUCCGGCAGAACGAGGCCGAGUUUGACAAGAUGAGCGACGAAUCUUCCGAAUUGAUGCAAAUUAGUGGGGAAACAAGGUUCUCAGCCAACGUUCAGCAGAUCACCUCGCGUUUCCAAUCUAUUCAAGCGACUGCUAAGGAAUUGGUAAAGAAAUGCGAACAAGCAGUGGCAGACCACGCAGCCUACCUGGAGCGCUACAAACAGUGUUCAGAAUGGCUAGCAAACACCAGAACUACUUAUCAAUCCAUCAAAGACGAUCUCAGUGGCACUCUUCAAGAGCUAACGUCGAACGUAGCAACGCUGAAGGAUCUUCUAACUCGUCAAUCUUCGGCAACUCUUUUGAUAAACAACACCGUGGAAGCUGGAGAACGUCUGUACUACACCACAGGCAUGGACGGUAGAGAGAUCGUUCGUCAACAAUUGCUAGAUCUUCAACAAGCUUUCGAAGAACUGUACGACAGCAUCGCGUCGACCGAACGAGAGUUACAAUCAAAGAUCUCGCGUUGGUCCGGAUUCGACGAGUCCAACGAGUCGUUCGACAACUGGCUGAAGACUGUCGAGACUCAACUAAAGCCAGAAAUCGAAUUAAAAACCACACUGGACGAGAAACGAGCUCAGUUGCAAAUCUAUCGUUCGUUCUUGCACGAUAUUCAGUCUCAUCAACAAGAUUUACUCGAUCUUCGCGAUAAAGCUGAUAAUUUACCAGACUCUACUGACAAAAUACAUCAGACGCUGAAGAAACUGAACGAAAGACACGCUACAGUGUUGAAACGAGCUGCUGCGUUCGUUGAAAAGUACGAAGGCAUAGUCAGCGAUCACCAACAGUACAGCAAGGCUGUGCUCGACACUCACGAGUGGUUAGACGCGACGCACAAUGCAGUUAUUCUUUGGGGUGACACGGAAUUAGAACGAGUGUCCCUUCACACGAACCUGGAUCGACUGAAGAAUUUAUUGCAGAGUUUACCAGAGGACAAACCAAGAGUUCAACAGAUAAGAAUCCUAGGGGAAAAGGUGAUUCCAGGAACCUUGGAAUCUGGUCAGAUUAACAUUCGUUCGCAGAUAGACUCCUCGCAGCAAGAAUGGGAAAGUUUGGUCACUGCUGUCAAGUCUACUAUAGAGAGUCUAGAAAACAAGCUUCAACAGUGGAACGAGUUCGAAACAUCGAAAGAACGAUGCCUCGCCUGGAUGAGAGAAACCGAUACCAAACUUCACGCGGUAGACCUGAAGGCUACUUUGCAAGAGAAGAAGGACCAAUUAGAGCUUCUGCGCACACUCCAAGGACAGGUUCGCGCGAAAGAACUGGAAAUAGACGCUGUCUCCGAGAAAGCUCAACAGCUUCACAAGAAUAUCACGUCUCGUACCACACAUAUGUCAGAGUUAAGCAUCAAGUACCAACAGAUAUCGAACAAAGUGAAAGAUCUGAACAGUCGUUGGCACCAAUACGUGACCACUCAUCAAGAAUUCGACAAUCAAGUGGCAGAGUGCACCAGAUGGUUGGAUGACAUUAGGAAGAAGUUAGCUUACUGCUCUGACCUGGGUGCAUCCUCUCAGAAAGAUUUAGAGAACAAGAUGGAGGUAAUUCAAGAUCUAUUGUUGUACAAGGAAGAUGGAUUCGCCAAGGUUCAAGGGAUCGUAGAACUAGCCCAAGCUGUCUUAGCGAACACAGCACCCACUGGACACAAGGCUAUCAACGAUGCUGUUGGAAAAUUACAAGAACAAUGGAGCGCACUAGCCUCGAAGAUGUUGGAGACCAAGACCAACUUAGAUGAUUCUAUCAAUAAGUGGGCUGGUCUUCUAGAGCAGAUACAAUCGAUGAAUAAAACUGUCGAUUAUAUGCAGUCUGCUUUGAACGAAUUCUUGCCAUUCCAAACGACAAUGUCUGAAAAGAGGUGUCAGUUGGAACGUAUCAAGGCCCUGGAAGAGAAAGUUCGAUGCGAGAAUAUCGAAGUGGAUAGUCUGAAGAUCAAGGUGGCUGAAAUGAUCGCCAGUGGUCCUCAAGGUCUGGCUGCAUCCCAGGCACAGAGCAUCUUGAACAGAUUCGACACGUUGUUCGAGAAGAUUAAAUCGUUGUUAACCGAGCGAGAAGAACAAUAUAAGGAUCACAGAUUGUACAAAGAAGCGCACGACGAUAUCAUCAAUUGGUUGAGUCGAGCUCGUGAAAAGAUACCAUCGAUGAAACAGAGGCCAUUAAGCGAUAAAUUGGCUAUUGAAAAUGCUGUGGCUCCAUUGGAGAGUUUGUUGAAUAAGAAGGCUCAGGGUGAACUCUUGGUGGAACAUCUUCAGCAUACUGGCAAGGUCGUCUGCGCGAGUACGAGUCCUCAGGGUCAGGAGAUUAUAAUGAACGAGGUGAAAGCUCUAACUCAGAGUUUCGAAGAGCUUUUCAGAGAAAUCAAGCAACAAAAGGAUCAAUUGGAACAAACCGUGAGUCAAUGGAGAGACUACAAGGACGAAUACGAGCGAAUAAGCGAUUGGUUACAGCAGUUCGACAUCCUCAUAAAGGCGCAGAAGAAUUCUCUCUUGUCAAACGUAGAAGGGAAAAAGAAACAAGUACAAGAGGUAAAAGAAAUACUGGAAAACCUAUUAAAGAGACAAGAACAAAUCGAUAAAUUCAACAAGACUGCAUCCAGUCUUCUUUCGUCUAACCUGGACACCUACAUAAACAACCAACUUCGUCACUUAAACUCGCGCUAUCAGGUUCAAGUGAAUCUCGCCAAAGACGUUUUGAACAAAGUCGAAACUAACUUGGCUCAGCACGAAGAAUACGUAGCUAAUUUGGCCAAGACUUGUGCCUGGAUCGAAAACGCGAAGCAAAUCAUUCGCAAAGGGACCGAAGCAGCGUCCACUAGCAGUCGAGAAGAAUUACAGAACAGAUUAGACAACAUUCAAGAAUUAUUAAGAAAACGCGAGGAAGGACAAAACUUGGUGCAUCUGACAGUGAACUGUGGAGAGAAGGUAAUGAGAAAUACUCGAUCAGAUGGUCGCGAAGAGAUAAACACUCAAUUAAAGGAGAUUCAAAAUGCGUGGGAGAGACUAGUGAAGAAGAUUUCGACGACCAAAGUGCAUUUAGAGACGAGUUUGCUUCAAUGGGCGGAUUACAGUUCGUCGUAUUUGCAAUUGCAACAAUGGAUCAACGACAGAGAAGCUAAAUUGCAACAAGUCUGUGAACAAAAGGUGUCGAAAGCUAGAAAAGGUCUGGCUGGCUUGAGUUCCUUGGCUAUUGGAGAAAGGAAGGCGAAUCUUAGACAGACGAACAGUAUAGUUCAGGAUAUAGUGGCGUUCGAGCCGAUGAUUCAAUCGGUUACCACGAAGGCUGAGGAUCUUCGACAGGCCACACCAGCCACGGAAAUUUCAAUAAAAUACGAAACCUUGAGCAAACAAGCGCAGGAGUUGUACGCGAAACAAAAAGAAACCGUGGAACAACAUCAGGCGUUUAUCGAUAGUGGAAACGAAUUUAUUCAGUGGAUAAGAGCGGCUAAGGAGAGACUUGGAAAAUGUUCAGAACCUACUGGGGAUAAGGAAUCGUUGGCGAAUAAGAUCACGCAGUUGAAAGUAUUGCAAAGCGAGCUGCCAGAGGGCCAGAAGAAGUUGCAACAUGCUUUGGAACAAGGGAACGCGGCGUGUCAAAUCGCCGACGAGGAGGACAAGGAGAUCAUCGAGGAGGAAGUUGCGAUGCUGCAGGAAGAGUACGACAGCUAUGUAGACUCGUUGAACAACACGAAGAGUUUACUGGAAGUAGGAAUAGUGAAAUGGACGGAGUACGAGGACCAAUUUUCAGAAGCUACCGAAUGGCUCACGCAGACCGAGCAACUGGUGCAAUCGUUCAACAAACUUCAAGAUAGUUUGGAAGAAAAGAAGAAUGUUCUUGAACAAUUCCAGAUCCAUUUACAGACGUUGUUCGACUGGCAAAGAGAACUUGAUCGACUGAACAUGAAGGCUCAGAUGUUAUUGGAAACUUGUGCAGACACCAGAAUCUCGAACGCUAUCACCCAACUGACGACCAAGUAUAACGCUCUUCUAUCUUUGGCUAAAGAAAUAAUGAGACGUCUGGAAUUACAUUAUCAGGAACAUCAGCAGCACAAUACGUUGUACCAAGAAUGUCAAGAUUGGAUCGAACGAACUCGUGACAAACUGAGCGAAUGUAAGGAGAUUCCAAGCACCUUAACCGAGGUGAACAAUAAGCUGCAUACUUGCAAGGCCAUCAGACAAACCUUGGAACAAGGUCAGAACAAGCUGCGUUAUGCUCUCGAACUAAAGGAGAAGGUGAUUAUGAACACAGAGCAAAAUGGUGCGGCAAAGAUUCAAGAAGACACGGAAAACCUCAAGACAGAAUUCGAGAAAUUGUUAGUGAACGUGGAAGACAUAAGACAGAAACUUGCCGCAAGAGCAAGCGCGUUGGAAGAAUUGAACAAAAUUCAUCGACUCACUACGGAUUGGAUCGAUGAGAUCGAGGGCAAGAUACAGCCGGGUGAAAUGUAUAAGAACGAUCUCAGUGAAAAACGAGCGGUGUUGGAAAAGUAUAAGACGGUUCAGAGGGAUAUUCAAGGCCAUGGUGAAACCGUAGAUCGAUUGAAGGCUCGUUUGGCUGAAGAUUCUAGCAUACCCGUUGGCCCUUAUCAAUCUACCAUCGCAAAGUACGACGAAUUGACUAAGUUGAUCGCUGAAAAAAUUCGAAAUUUAGAAGAGCAGGUGAACGAUCACGAGAAGCUGCAACAAGCUCAUAACGAAGCCGCGGAUUGGGUUCGUCACACGAAACUGGAGCUUCAGCAAAACUGCGACACCCACGGCGAAAAGGAGCGGAUCAUCGAACGGGAGAACAAAGUGAAUCAGAUCAUCGCUUCCCUUCCCAAAGGAGAAAACUUGAUCUCGAAAGUUAUUCAAUUGAGCGACGGAGUGAUCGCCAGCACAGGUCCCGAAGGUCAAGAAGCUAUCAAACAGGACGUGAAACAGCUGCAAGCAAAUUGGAAAUCUUUGCAAGCGCAGUGUCACGAGUCCCAGAAGACUUUGUCCAACUGUAUUUCCAGCUGGUCUCAAUUUACAACCGCGUUGGACAGCAUGAAACGAUGGAUAGAUCAUUUCCAGAAGAAGGUGAACGACGAGCAAUCGAAAGAGAAUAAAACCCCGGAGGAUUUAAUUCGGUGCAAAAGUCUCGUGGAAGAGGCCGUCCAACAGAAGCCAGUUUUGGAAGAUUUGAACGACAAGUGCGAAGCUUUGUUGGAAAUGAGUGCAUGUAGUUGGGCUCGUGACAAGACUGUGCAAUUGCAGUCGGCUUACACGUCUUUGUUGACGGAUAUGCAGGGACUGGUUUCCAGGGUGGAGAAGAAUUUAUCCGAUCACACCGAGUUCUUGAAAGCGAAGAAAGAGAUGGAAGAUUGGCUGCGUAUUGCUCGAGGAUCCGUGCAGGAUUGCAUGGGUGUUGGGGAUGCUGAAUGGGCCAAGGAUAAAUUGGAAACCAUUAAGAUCGUCGCAACAAGGAUCACGGAGGGUCAACAUCUACUGUCAACAUUACAAAACGCGUACGCGAAAGCCAUAGACACGGCAGUGCCAGAGCAACAAGACCAACUAAGAUCUGACAUGGCGGGACUUCUUUCCAGCUGGGAGCAACUGAGCAUCGAUUUGAACACGGUUCAAGCUCAGCUUAAGUCUCUGUUACACCGUUGGGACGAUCACACGGAAGCUCACGGGAAGAUGAAACGUUGGUUGGAGGAGACCGAGAACAGUAUGCAGGAACUUCCAGACACGAAGGGAGAAUUCGGUGACAUGAAAACGAUGCUGGAACGUUACAAGCACAUCCAAGAGGAAGUUCGCGGCAAGAAAACCGAGUUAGAUCAUUUGUUGGAAGAAGCCGGCGAACUGUCUAAACUGGCGAAAAAGAGCACGCCUCUGGAUCGUACGAGAGAAUUAUCGAAACGUUGGCAGAAUCUGAGCGAGAACGUCGACGAGAGAAAGAGAUUGAUAGAAAAUGAAAUCGAGGAAUACAACGCUUAUCACGCAGCCUUACAAGAGACUGAGAAAUGGCUGUUGCAAAUUUCUUUCCAAUUAAUGGCCCACAAUUCACUGUACAUCACGAACAAAGAGCAAACGGUAUCGCAAAUUAAACAGCACGAAACUCUGCUUGCAGAAAUCGAAAAUUACACGAGUGUGCUGGACGAUUUGAAAAUGAAAGGAAAUGGACAGAUCGGUCGAUACGUGGCUGCCAAUCCUGAGAUAAGAACAGUCAUCGAAACGCAACUUCAAAACGUUCAAGAAAGCUACAAUUCUCUAUUGAAUACCGCGUUGCAGAUUAAGAAACGAUUGGCGGAAUCGUUGGUCAAGUUCCAGGAAUAUGAGAACACUUUGGAGAGUAUUAUGAAGAAUCUGGAUGCGUAUGAGCCGGAAAUAGCGCAAGAGAUGGAGGCAUCCUUGGAUACUCUCGAUAUUGCGAAGCAGAGAUUCGAAAAUGCGCGCACCUUGCAUAAUAAGUUACAAGGCGAGAAAACGAGGCUUGCUCUGGCUGUCGAAGCUUGCGAAGCUGCGGUGGCUUGCGUCUCGAGACCCGGAAGUCCUCUGGAUGCGCCGCCUGUGCAGAUUCCGCCGAGAGAAGUGGAAGUUAGGAACAAACUGGAGGAACUGAUCGAUCAGGCUCAGGCACACUUGAUGAACGUGACGAAAGCUCUGAACGAACUAGAAGAACAAACUCGUCAGAAGAACGUGCUUCGAUCUUGGAUAAACCAACAAAGAGCUCUGUGCGCCGAAUGGAAGUCUCGGCCAGCGAAAUUAAGAUCCGAAGCUGCACACGCCGAGUUACAAGCGAUGAACGACUUACUUGGAAACGUUGGCGAACGUCGAACUCACGCGUUGACCGAACUAUCGCUUAACGAAGACGAUCAGGACAUCGAGGAAGGAUUGAACAAACUGGAAGCAGAGUUGACGGAUGCUAUCGCCGGAAAACAAGCUGCUCAGGAUCUGAUUCAAAAGUACAGAACACAGGUGCAGAGUAUUCAAGCCUGGUUGGAUGUCCUAUCGAAGAAAGUUGACGUUAUCGAGAAAGGAAAUGGGCAAACUAUCGGCCAAAAGAUCGCUAGCGUGAAAGAGAUCACAACGGAGUUCGAGUCUCAGGGACCUGGAAAGUUGAACGAGGUGAAGACGUUGAGCGAUCAAGUGAUGGAUUCUGUGAGCAACUUGGAUUCACAGCAGAUAGAAGAACAAAUUAAGUCUGUCGAAAGAAGAUACGCUGAUAUAGCGAAGAAGCUGCAGAGGAAAGCGCAGGUAUUGGACAUGACUGCUCAAGGAAUCGAGGCAACUAGGCAGGAGAUCGAAGAGAAUCGUGAUUGGAUUGAGCAAAGGAAACAGCAAGCCCAGGUCUCUGAUCCAGUUGGAUUUGACAGCAAGCAGGUGGAGGAGAAGCUCCUUGCCCUGAAGGCGAUGCUGAAGGAAGCAGAAGGAAAGCAAAUGGUGAUCGAUACCCUGGAGAAACGAGUCGGUAACAUGCAGAACGAAUUAGAGGCCAAUGAACAGCAACAAUUGGAAAAUGAAACGAAAGCUUUACGUGGCGAACAAUCUCGGCUUUGUACGAUCUUAACCGAAGGAAUUUCCAGUGCAACGGCUGCAGCCGACGCUCGUCGCAAGUUCGAAGGCGAUCUGGAACGAGCACGGGGUUGGAUCAAGUCGAAGAGCAAUAACUUGAAGAAGCUGAGCGGGUAUCUGCCUUUGAAGGCGUCGAAAGUCGAACAGGAUAUCGUUCAGCACGGAGAAUUGGAAGCUGACAUCGAUUCCUUCAGCGAAAAGGACCUGAAUGAUAUUUUGAAGCAGGGGCAUAAUCUAUUGAAGGAAUGUAACGAGGAGGAUCGAGCGAAAUUAGGAAAAAUCUUGGACGAAAUGAGCAAGGAUUAUGACGAGCUGAAGAGCGAAGCGCAAGAGAAGCAGGCAGCACUCGCGGAUCUUCUUCAAGGACGAAAGGCCUUCGAAAAUGAAAUGGACAAGUGUAAGAGAUGGAUCAACGAAGCUGAAGUGGCCACGUCUUCGGAUCUGAGGUCUUCUAGCAUCGAUAUUUUAAGGGAACAGCUGGCUAAGUACGAUCGUCUAAAGAAAGAGGCAAAGGAGUACGCGGACGACAUCGAGAAGCUAAUACAGCAAGGAAAAUCGAUUCUCCCAACCGUGAGCGACGCUGACAAACUCGAGCUAAACGAGCAGUUGCAAAACAUGAAAGAAGCUCACGGCAGAGUAGCUGGUAUCAUAAAUGAAAGAGCUCUGGCUCUUCAAAAGAGCAUCGACGAAGCUGAAGAAUCAUUGGCAAGGAUUGCCGAAGCGGUUCAAUACAUGACAGACGUGCAGAAAGAGCUUCACGAGCUUAAUAAACCGAUCGGUUCCCGCGUCGAAGACGUGGAAGCUAUGCUGAAUGCGUACGAAAAGAUCUUAAACGAUUUGAAAGCGAAUAAGGCGAAGCUAUCCGACCUCCAAUCGGUCAAUGUAUCUGAUCUACACGGGGUAUUGACUCAACAGGACGACCUCAUAAAGGCUAUAGAAUCGCAAAUUGCGAAACUUCGCCAGUUACUUCUGUUACGACAGCAAUUCAUCGCCCUGAUCACCGAUAUUACGACGUUCAUUGCUAAGUACACGGAGAUCGUUCGAGACAUCGAGAACUCAGGUCAGACCACGGAAGAAAAGAUCAAGAGAUACGACGAUGCCAUUCUAAAGAUCCAAGAAUGCGAGGCGACGCUCGCAAGUGCAACGGACAAGGGUCAGCAAAUCGCAGCAGAAGGUUCGACCGCGGAUAGAAACAACAUAACGGAACAACUACAAUCACUGAAGCAACAACUGCAAGGUCUAAGAAGAGCCGUGGAAACUCAGAGGGAGCAACACGAAUUAGCUGCGGCGGAACACAAGAGACUCGCGAACGAACUGGCCGAAAUUCUCGAUUGGUUGGAAGAUAAAGAGAAAGAAGUGAAAUCUAGACCUCUCUUGGAGAGAGAUCCGACCAGCGUGGAAGCUGAACUGAAGAAUCACAACGUAUUAUGCGAGGCUGUCAAUGAACAUCUCGACAGAAUCAGAAACUUGAAAAACUCUGUGCCUCACGAGGAAGGAAUGCCUGGUUCGUUGAAAGAAAUGCUCAGCGAAGCAGUGUCUCUGUUGACCUCCUUGCCAAGGGAAAUGGAGGAACGUGGAAAUUAUUUGAAGACUAACAUGAAACUCAGACAAGAGUAUGCUGCUCUUACUGAGAAACUUCGAAGUUGGGUUCGCGAAGCAGAGGUUAGACUGGAAAGCGACAAAGAUGGACUCGAUUUUGAGAAUAUCCUGAGCGAUCUCGAGGAGCACAAGAUUUACUUUAGUAGCGAGCCAACGAUUCGCGAGCUGGUGUCUCAGCAAAUACAACAAGCAGGUGACAAAAUUUGGCCAUCGUUGACUACGUCCGAGCAAGAAGAACUGAGCGCGGAACAACAGCAACACACUCAAUUACUGAAGAACACGUUGAACACCGCAAAAUCUCAACGUGCCAGAUUGGAACAAGGAGCUGAAACUUGGAGAGACUACACGCAAACCCUCGAGCGAGUUCGAGCUGUGAUCGCAAGGAGUAGAUUCACUGACGAACCUGUCACGACUCUGGCUGGAUUGCAAUUUAACAUCCAGAAGAUCACGCACGCUCUCAAUGAUAUACAGAAUCAACAGUUCGAAUUGGACCUUUUGAACGAACGCAGUCAAGAAGUGCUUCGAUUGGCUGAUGCUAAUAACAAAAAGACGAUAGAAACACAAAUCGCCGAAAUCAGUGCGGAAUGGAGAGAAUUGGUUUCCGGGUUAGAGGGUCGCAGAGACGCUCUCGAAGCGCUGUCCAAACAUUGGGAAGAUCUUGAGGCGCAAUGGUCUGUCAUUGAAGCUCGUGUAAAUGUCAUUGAAGAGAAGAGCAAACUUUUGGAUAUCGUAGUUCGGUCUAAGCAACACUUGCAAGACGUUAUCAAGGCUUUACAUGAGCUGGUAGCGGAAGCGGAGAAAUUGAAACCGAUGACAGAGGAAGUGAAAGAUCUAUCAGGACCUGUUCUAGCGUAUCUGGCAGCCUUCACAGAGGCACCAGCCCACGCGCUCGAGAAAAAGCUGAAUAAGUUGCAGAAUUCCGUCGAAUCGCUCAUCGACUCCCUGCAGACGAAAUCCAAGAAGGCGGACGAGGACUUGGAGGCGUUCGAAGGCACCGAACGUGAGAUCGAGCAGCUGAGGAAGCGUUUGAACGAGGCGCGCGCCUCGAACCUUUACGUCUUCGGUCCGGAUCAGGACGCGACCGAGGAGGAGCUUGACGAGCUACGCUGGGCUGUCGAGCAGCUCCUCGACAGCACGAAAAAGUUCUCAGGAAGCACUAAGGCGCGGUACCAAGCUAGCCAGCAGCUGGUCCCUAGUGAUCUUGCUCAACACCUGACAGCCCUUGAACUUUGCGCUGAAGCGACGGCGCAAGCGAUGGAGGAGAAACAGAGGGAACAGAAACGGGCUAGAACCGUCAGGUCGGAUUACUUAACCGAUCUCGACGAGGUUCAAACGUGGAUCAGACAAGCUGAAUUGAAGGUGCAAGACAGAUCCAUCGAGCCUGCCCCUCUAAAGGAACAAUUGAAACAGGUGCAAGACGAGUUGGGCACGAUCACCGACAAGCUCGAACGAUUAACGAGAAACGGCCGUACCAUUGCGGAGAAUACGAGGGACGAUACUGAGAAACAGUUGAUCGACAGCACCGUUCACAAUGUCACUGAACAGUUGAACCAAGUUAGGAACUGGCUGGACGAGAGGAAGCAAGUGGUAGCUGAUACCAUUGACGCUUGGCAGAGAUUUUUGACGUUGUACGAGGCCGUUAAGGCAUGGACCGAGGAAAAGAGACAGUUCCUAGUCGAGCCAUUGAAGCUCAGCACCCUUGUGCAGGCUAGGCAGAGGCUGCACGAGUAUUCGACAGCCGUAAAAAGCUGCAAACAGAUCAACAAGAAUCUCAGUGAUAUGGGUAAGGAGCUGGAGAGUAUCGGUCAGGUUUGCAGCGUGGGCGACUUGCCCGAGAAACUACUCGAAGCUGAAGAAGCUAAAGUCCAAGUAGAGGGUCAACUGUUGGAAAGGAACGCGCUGCUGCAAGAAACUAGCGAAGAAUGGGAGCAGUGCGAGCGAAAGAUGAAGGAAGUGAGAACGUGGAUCGAGAAAGCGAAACAGAGUCUCGAGUCGCCGCAGAACAAAAAGAAACCAUUACGGGAUCAACAUAGUAUAAGGGAAAAAAUGCUGAGCGAUAUCGCGAUACAGAAAACGAAAAUUGGUAUGUCGAUGGAGAAACUUCAGGUUCACUUCCGAUCUGGGAUUGGUGGCGAUAGUCGAAUCGGCGAAACGGUUGACGAGCUGUUGGCCGAGCUAGACAAUCUUAAUACCAAUGUGAGAGAACAGACUACGGCAUUAGAGGCUUGUCUAGCUCAGAUUGAUCAAUACCAACAGGAGAUACAACAGUUGAGGCAACAGAUUAUGCAGGUGGAGCAACAACUAAGGACAAUACUGAGCCCGACGUAUCUGUCCGCCGAUAAGGAGAAGGCGUUACAGGAGCAACAGAUCUGUCGGGAGAAGAUCAAGUCGUUGCAGAGCAAAAUCCAGGCGCGUACCGAGAGAUCGAAGAUCCUCGUGCAACGUGGCAAGCCCGAUCCAGAACCGUUAGAUCCAUGACCAGUUUGGUCGUUUAGAGUCGAUUGAGAUCGUCCAACGUUCUCGCGAUUCUACGUGAUCACGAUUUUGACAGCUAUUAGUGUCGUUCCUCGCGUUCUUUUCUCACCCGGUUCAAUUCCGCGCACUAUAUCCGGAGCGAAGGAUACGUCGACACCAAAUUGACGACAGAAUCGAAGAGAUUCGAAUUCUUCGAGCUUCAAAGAAUCCUGAAGUCUUCGACCUAUCGUGUAAAAAUGUCGACGUUCGUCCUCGUCCACGGAAUGGAAACCGAUCGAUUUUUAAUACCUCAGGAUCUUUUUUAGCGAACUUUAUAUUAUAUAUAUGAAUGUAUGUAUGUAUACGUAUAUUGUCUAUAUUACAUUAUAUCGAGCAAACUUUUCCUAAAACGUGUUAUUCGUUCAGGCAUAGAGAGCAGAGUUGCGUUCAUAUAAAAGAAAAAAAAAAGUAACAAAACCAAUUACCAGUAUACUGUUUUAAAAGAGAGAAUAAAGAGCCCUCUUUAUCGCCAA
This is a messenger RNA of Bombus impatiens (common eastern bumble bee), 24487 nucleotides long. RefSeq names its product nesprin-1 (gene Msp300). Gene Ontology annotation, biological process: nuclear migration. The transcript has 40 exons. Lineage: Eukaryota; Metazoa; Arthropoda; Insecta; Hymenoptera; Apidae. The record is from RefSeq and is a predicted model, not a curated record. Bases 114 to 23978 code for a protein of 7954 amino acids. Gene Ontology annotation, cellular component: cytoplasm; meiotic nuclear membrane microtubule tethering complex; nuclear outer membrane. Gene Ontology annotation, molecular function: actin filament binding.